Molecule: messenger RNA, 1969 nt
Organism: Lobosporangium transversale
Lineage: Eukaryota; Fungi; Mortierellomycota; Mortierellomycetes; Mortierellales; Mortierellaceae
Exons: 4
Coding region: 37-1863 (608 amino acids)
Molecular function (GO): metal ion binding
Source: RefSeq, a predicted model, not a curated record
GAUACAGAUUCAGCACAAUCAGCUUUUCAUCAAGAAAUGGCAGGCAAUUAUAUAAGGCGAGCUAGCCUUGCAUUACGACUAGAUAAUGGGUUUACAGAUGUGACGCAGGAGUUGGCUAGGUAUCGCCAAGCCAUCCAGAUAUUGCUCAAUGGUAUCAAAGUCGAUAACGAUCCCACUUCUAAGCAAUCAGCGACAGCGCUGGUGAGCGAAUAUCUUCAGCAUGCAGAGGAGCUCGCGGAAGCAGCUGAGCAGCGGAAUACCAUAUAUAGCUGCUCUCGCCAAUUAGAAACACCACGUUUGGCAACUCAAUCAUCAGCAGGCAAUGCAGGAUCGGUUAACGAAGUACGGAGUUUGACUUUGCAAAGAUCAAGGCCAUCCGAUAUGGAGCCGAUAGAGGACCUCAUCGAUUCACAUGAACGCCUUGGCCAUCGGAAUCACUCAGAAACAUCAAGUGAUGCCAGUUUUUCGAGCACUACAAAUAUUUUAGAUGUGUAUAGCAAUGUUCCUGAAGGUAUCGCAGAGAUGCAUCAAGAACAGGACACUUUAAACGAUGAACACCACCGAAACCAUGAGGAGAACCUUGGAACGGGAUUUUCGGCUCUGCAAAUUAACAGUGACCAUGAAGCAUCCAGAUCUCUUGUAGGGAACUUGACAGGAGUAUCAGCAGAUGAAUCAUCGUCCACUAUACCCAUUGCUCAAUCACCGCAGUAUCAUGAAGUGUCCACAGUGCCAAUUCUUAGUGCGUCGCCUGCAGCCACUAAUACAUCUUCCGAUUCCUUCCCAAUUGGCCGCCUCACACGGAACCAUCGAUCAACAACACCUUCCAUUUCAUCUUCUAGAUCUAAUGCAACUGAAUCAGUAUCGACUCAGAUUCCGGUGACUCGCAUUAGAUCUGGACCAGAACCGGGGAAUGAUUUUGAUACCCAUUCAGAUUUACCAAGACACUUCUCUUCAUCAUUUCCAACAUCAUCCUCGUUUGCAAGUCAAGAUAGGGCUCCUUCAAGCCGUGUCCAAUCCAUGCAGGCACCACAACACUAUUAUCAGCAGCAAUACCAACAUUUUUCGCAGCAGCAAUACCAAUUACCACCCGCUCAAAAUCCGCAAUUUAAAUGGGAAUCCGAUCACAAGGCUAUCGAAUGUAGAGAAUGUCAUAGGAAAUUCUCGCUUUGGCUAAGAAGACAUCACUGCCGCCGAUGUGGCCACGUUGUCUGCGAUCGCUGCUCCAGCCACCGCUCGAUGAUGCAUCCAUCCGAGGUAGUGUUUGAUCCUUCAUCAAGCGAGGCGUAUCUUUCUCAUAAGGCCUCGUUGCAGAGAAACAUUCCGCAGAGCUAUCGUGUGUGUGACUCUUGCUACACUAUUUUGGGAUCAGGUCGAUCUACGGGGGCAGCAUCAAGCUCUGGUGCUGGAUCUGGUAACUUUUCAUCCAGUUCGAGCAGUCAACAGCAUUAUCAUCGAUCACACAAUGGUCAGUAUUCAACGCACAGUGGAAUAAGCAACCCAUCACAGAAUGAUAGGAGUUAUGGGGUAUACCUGCCUAGCUCUUCUGGCUAUGCACCUGAUCGGUCACACCCUUCCUCGAGGAGCUCUAGCUCAUCAAACCUCCAUCCAGCGCCGAUGGUUCGUAGCGCUAGUUCUGGCUCGCUCAUGAGCGAGUGUCCUGUUUGUGGAGCUAUCCUUGCUGGUUUAGAAGGCGGCAAGGCAGCACAAGAAGCCCAUGUGCAAGAUUGUUUAGAGGGCAAGUCAGGUCCAGGAAAUGGACCUGUACGCUAUAUCGUUUAUAAACUUGCAGCAGACUCACCGUUGAUAGAUCAAGAAUGUGCCAUCUGCUUUGAAGAGUUUGUGGUCGAACCGUUGCACGGCUGAAUUGUCUGUGCACAUACCAUCGUCAUUGCAUCCACAGUUGGCUACAGCAUGGCAAUUCGUGCCCUGUGCAUUAUCGUUAACCAUCUACCACUUGAUAAUAGGAACC